This is a messenger RNA of Bombyx mandarina (wild silkworm), 1432 nucleotides long. RefSeq names its product lysosomal Pro-X carboxypeptidase. Gene Ontology annotation, biological process: proteolysis. NCBI's taxonomy places the organism in Eukaryota, Metazoa, Arthropoda, Insecta, Lepidoptera, Bombycidae. Gene Ontology annotation, molecular function: dipeptidyl-peptidase activity; serine-type exopeptidase activity. The record is from RefSeq and is a predicted model, not a curated record.
GGUCGUGGAUAACUGAUUCACAAUGUGGCGUUAUUUGUUGCUCUCAAUGUUUCUAUUCGUGAAUGUGAAUACUCAUUAUUUGUAUAAAACUAAAUGGUUUGAAGUGCCUCUCGAUCAUUUCGGUUUAGGGAGGAAAGAGACGUUUAAAAUAAAGUACUUGGAAAACGAAGAUUACUGGAAUAAAAAUGAAUAUGGACCUAUUUUCUUUUACACGGGAAAUGAGGGUCAAAUAGAAGCAUUUGCCAAUUACACCGGCUUCAUGUGGGAGAUAGCGGCUGAAUAUCAAGCCAAGAUUGUUUUCGCAGAGCACAGAUAUUAUGGAGAGUCAAAGCCUUUUGGUAACAAGUCCCUGGAAAAAGAGUACAUUGGGUACCUCACGUCCGCCCAGGCACUGGCUGACUAUGCCGACCUCAUCAAUUACCUUCAAAAUAAUGAAAUCAAACCUCGCUACCCAGUCAUAGCUUUUGGAGGCUCGUAUGGUGGAAUGUUAGCUGCUUAUAUAAGGAUAAAGUAUCCCCACCUAGUGGCCGGAUCUAUAGCCGCCUCAGCUCCCAUACACAUGUUUCCCGGAAUGACGAAGUGCGAUCUCUUCAAUAGGAUCGUAACGGCCAGUUUCAAGCGGAAUUUGUACUGCUCGGAAAACAUACAAAAAUCAUGGCACUUGAUAAGGAGUUACUCAUCAUCAGUAAACGGUUCAGAGUAUCUUCACAAGACGCUAAAUCUAUGUGGUGCAUCCAACGCAACAGAUAUCAAUUCCUUAAUAGAAUAUUUAGAAUCCGCCUAUGUGACGCUAGCUAUGGUGAACUAUCCCUUUGCCUCUAGCUUUCUGACGCCGUUACCAGCGCAGCCUGUGGCCGUGGUCUGUCAAUAUUUAAAUCAAAAUUUGGCAAACGAAUCAUUACUCGAGGGAAUUGCCAAAGUUAUAGACGUUUACGCUAAUUAUGGGAAGAAAACCAAGCAAUGUGUAGAUUAUAAAGAAGGAGACAAUUAUCAAAAUUUGGACGCAGGCGGCUGGGACUUUCAGGCGUGCACAGAGAUGGUAAUGCCUGUUUGUUCGACGGGGCAGAAUGAUAUGUUCGAAGCGUCUCCGUGGAACUUUACCAAAUUUUCUGAAGAUUGCUACAAAAAAUACAAUGUAUAUCCACGCGAAAACAUGGCUAGGCUAGAAUACGGUGGAGACUUGCUACAAGCUGCUUCGAAUAUUGUCUUCAGCUAUGGGUUGUUGGACCCUUGGACAGCCGGAGGUUUCAUAAGCAGUGUGAGCGACUCCGUGGAUGUUAUCCUAAUCGCAGAUGCUGCUCACCAUCUAGAUUUGAUGCCCAGCUCGCCCGACGAUCAAAGCCCAGUGAAAGACGCUCGCGAGAAGCACAAACAACAUAUUAGCAAAUGGAUUGACAGCUUCAGAGCACGCAAUAAACAUGUUGUGACUUAA